Molecule: messenger RNA, 3494 nt
Organism: Alosa sapidissima (American shad)
Lineage: Eukaryota; Metazoa; Chordata; Actinopteri; Clupeiformes; Clupeidae
Exons: 2
Coding region: 62-3310 (1082 amino acids)
Source: RefSeq, a predicted model, not a curated record
UUUCCGGAGGAGAAGUGAAAUCAGGAAUACCUUUGCCAAUGACCCGACACAUUGCCUCAUCAUGCAGUCCGAAACUCACUGUGACCCUCCUAGCAAUCUCUCCCACAAUGGACAAUCAGUUGGAACUACAAAUGGAAGCCAAAUCCCAAAUCCCAGUAUGAACCAACACCACUAUAUUAUCGGGUGGCAGCCACAACUUUUCACACAGCAUGGAUUACACUUUCUACAGACUGGUCAUCAUGGAGAUGGAGUUAAUGGGAGGUCAUCAGCAGAACAGACUCCUGUGUACUUAUCUGUAGGUCCAGGUUGUGGCACUCUUACCAGUGGACACAACAUGGCCUCAGCUGGAACCCAGCACUGUGUGCAGUCACAGCCCAUGGCCAUGGUACAAAGUCAACGGACAUUCCUCAUUAACACGUACAAAGUUCGCUUACACAGAGGUAAUCGGCCACAGGACAAGUUAAACAGUGACAAGAGUUCCUCCCAUUCAUCUCCUGUUUCUCAAUCUCACCAAUUCAGUGGUUCAAAGCAAGUUCAAAAGCCCACCAUGGAUCAGAUCUCCAGUGGGAUCUCGAAUCACCAAAAAAGUUUUCCAAGAAAAGUUACUCUUCUCAUCAAGCAGAGUGACUUGGUUUGUGCUGCUAAACCAGAGCAUGUCCUUAAGGAACAAAGAACUGUUGUUUCAUGUGGAGAUGACCGUUCACAACAGCCUGAGCAAGAGCGCAACAUGAUUGGGAGGGGAAUGGUACAGGCAUCCUCAACUUUAUCUACAGGACAAUCAGGGAGCUCAGUUCUUCACAUAAGUGACGGUCGCUUUAAUGGUGUGAAAUUAGCUAACAGGUCAUCUUUGUUAGCUUCUCAGUCUGUCUUCACUACCAGUUUGACUAGCUUGCAAUCCACCUGCUGCUCAUCUGAUAACGGUGUCCCUUCUCCGCCUACCAUCAUUUCCCAAGGUCUUCAGUCAAAGUAUACCUCUUCUCAGGGUUUGAGUACUUCCCUCCCGACGAGGAGUAGUGCACAUAUUUCCACCUCCUACCCCAAUAGCCUUCCUCCUGACCUUUCCAGGCCCACUCAGACCCGUGUUGAUGUUAGAAACAUGCUGGUGCAAACAGUCCAAGGACAAUCGAAAACACAUACGCAAAGGGCUGUUGCGGUUGUCCCUCCUACAUUACAACAGCGUCCUGAUGAUGAUGAAAGAAAAAAAGAAAAGGGUGAUGAACAAUCUAUUAAGAUAUAUAGUGUUUGGUCAGACGCUGCAGAAAACACAGAUGAAAAUAUAUCUAAGCCUGGUUGUCAUCCUUCAGUAAUUGGCAUUGAUGGGUCUGAUGUGAAGUCCUCAUCUGAUCACAAGAGAGUAGUAAAUGAAGGCUGCCAUCAAACUGUUGUCUCGUUUAAAAAAUGUGUACCUAACUUGUCACAAUCAACAGAACAGAAAUCUGAUGUAGCAAAACAUCCAAAAAUAAAGGGGAGCAUUGUCGAUCUGAAAUCAAAGACAGAGGAGAUCACCACCCAACCAAACCAACAUGCCACAACCAACACUCAUCCAGAACAAAAUUACGGACUAUUAGGUUCCUUCAGAGACUCCGUAAAGUUUAGUCUUAGGAUGUUGAAAGAGUUGAUUGCUAAUCUUGAAGCAGAACAAAUCAAGCAAAACGGCAAGAGUGAUGAUAGCUCAGACCCUGUGCAUACUUUACUUGACCUUUACUGGGGUGGAAGUUCUUAUAACUACAAGACUGCAAAAGCAGAAGGUGUCAUUGAGAAUAUACUGCAAGAAGCCACCGAGUUUAACAUUGCAAAUGAUUCUGUGGUUUUUGAUGGCAUGAAAGUGGAGGAUUUAUAUCAGUUAAAAGAAAGAUUUCACAUUCCUAAGUGGGAUUGCAAUGUUUCAGUGUCAGAUGAUAUCUUUAAGUCAUCUUCAAGAGGCAUUGAGGAAAAAGUAGGAGGGCUUGACAAACAAUCUACAGAGAACAGUUUUAUCUCUGAAACCUGUUCUCUAUUACCACCAGAGCACAUUGAGACCAUGGUAGGUGUAUCUAUGGAAGAUCCUCAUUGUUCCCUAUCAGCCAAAACUUUGGACAAAGCCACUGAUCUUGAGAGGACUGGCACAAAUAAUGCAGAAGAUUCCCAAAAGCCAGCCAUUAGCCUUUCAAAUCUGCAUGUUCCUGACAAUGAAAUUGUCACUGACACAGAAAAAAAUGCUUUUUAUAGCAGCAAUGUUCCAAACAUCCGUAAGUGUAAAAAACAGGAUGAUUGUGGUAUCCUUGAGCUGGAGAAAACACCAGAGAAGGACUACACAAUAAGUCCAAAGUCCCCUCCAGAUUUUGCAGUGAAAUUAACCAUGCUGUCCUCUGAGGACAUAAUGAAAACGUUUGAUUGUGAGAAUAAUGGCAAGAUGAAAAAUCUCUGUGAGAACCUGUCUUCAACAGCACCAAGCACGGCUGAAGAACCAACUCAAGGCUUUACCAAAAUGAAGAUGCAAGUGUUGUCACCAGAUGAGGCAAAGUCCCUCUUUAAGCUAUUAUAUGAAGAUGACAAAGAGGGGUUGUGUACAUCUUCUCCUGACACACCUCAUAGGCAUGCAGAUGAUGAGGAUGAGACAGGGCUUGUUUCUCUGCAAAAGGGUAAUGUAAACCCAGAUCAGAUCCAAGCAGAAACUGUUGAUGGCAAAACUCUAGACUUGUCAGGUGGUGUUUUGCCAUGUAUUUUCGCUAACAAUUCAGGUAAAGGGUUUCACAGCCACACAAUUACAGCAGACAAGAUGGUACUUGACAAGAACAAGUUAUCAUUGUUUAAAAAGGUGCAGCAUAGUUCUCCUGAAAAAACCCUAACUGAAGAGGAUGCAGUGAAACCAAGGUGUCUCCAACCCAAAAGCAGUAAUGCACAGAAAUCAUGUGGUACAACAACCCUCAAAAAGCUAUCCCAUGGUCCAACAACCUCCCAGAAGGCUAAGAAAGGUUUUCUUUCAUCAGCCAAAUAUGUGCAUGGAGCAAAAGGGGUGCUGCAUCCACACCUUCUCUCAAAAUCCAACAGUUGUGCCACACUUUCUGUAAAGGAUCUUGCCAGAAGCAAUAAAAGGAAGUGGGUUGAACAUGGUAGUGAAGAUCAAGUAACAUUAGUCACAUCCUCACCACCCAAACCUUCAAUUGUUUUCUCACCAAUGGAAACAUCUGCUAAGGAAAAGGUCCUCAAAAAUUGGGAGAGCACCUUUGUGCCAACAAAUGUUAAGUCAAGAAGACUGUCUGUCCCUAGUACAAAGGAGACAUCCUUCAGUUCAUCAGAGUUUAAACCUAGAAGACAUGAGAAGACAUGACAAAUUAAGAAUGAAGCCAGAUAUUGGACCAUUAAUAAUUUUACGUCUGGGUGACAUCUCUCAGUUACACUAUUCAAAUGAAGAGUUUUGUAUGAAUCUCUGUUAAAUAAUUUCAUUGUAGAUGAGGUUGACAUUAUGUUUUUUUCAGUAUAUAUAUAUUUUUUAAAUAAAACAUUUACACCUA